This is a messenger RNA of Pipistrellus nathusii (Nathusius's pipistrelle), 1578 nucleotides long. NCBI's taxonomy places the organism in Eukaryota, Metazoa, Chordata, Mammalia, Chiroptera, Vespertilionidae. The record is from the annotation of a GenBank genome assembly.
AUGGCGGCGGUGGUGCUGGCGGCGACGCGGCUGCUGCGGGGCUCGCGCGCCUGGGGCCGCUCGCGGCUGCGGUUUGGGGCCCCUGGGUACAGACAGUUCAGCAGUGGGGGCGCCUACCCCAACAUCCCGCUCUCUGCCCCCUUGCCCGGGGUGCCCACGCCCGUUUUUGCCACCGUCGACGGCCAGGAGAAGUUUGAGACCAAAGUCACCACGCUGGAGAACGGGCUGCGCGUGGCCUCCCAGAACAAGUUCGGGCAGUUCUGCACGGUGGGAAUUCUUAUUAAUUCAGGGUCAAGAUAUGAAGCAAAAUACCUGAGUGGAAUCGCUCACUUCUUGGAAAAGUUGGCAUUUUCGUCCACGGCCCGCUUCGACAGCAAGGACGGCAUCCUGCACACCCUGGAGAGGCACGGCGGCAUCUGCGACUGCCAGGCGUCCAGGGACACCACCAUGUACGCGGUGUCUGCCGACUCCAAAGGCCUGGACACGGUGGUGGGCUUGCUGGCCGAAGUGGUUCUGCACCCCCGGCUCACAGAGGAGGAGAUAGAGAUGGCGCGGCUGGCUGUCCAGUUUGAGCUGGAGGACCUCAACAUGCGGCCGGACCCGGAGCCUCUCCUCACCGAGAUGAUCCACGAGGCCGCUUACAGGGAGAACACGGUCGGCCUCCACCGCUUCUGCCCCCCGGAGAACAUCGCCAAGAUGGACCGGGCCGUGCUGCACUCCUACCUGAGGAACUACUACACGCCGGACCGCAUGGUGCUGGCGGGCGUGGGCAUCGGGCACGAGCACCUGGUGGAGUGCGCCCGCAAGUACCUCCUGGGCGCCCGGCCGGCCUGGGGGAGCGGGGCCGCCGUGGACGUGGACCGCUCCGUCGCACAGUACACGGGGGGCGUCGUCAAGCUGGAGAGAGACAUGUCCAAGGUCAGCCUGGGCCCCGCCCCGUUCCCCGAGCUCACGCACAUCAUGAUCGGGCUGGAGAGCUGCUCCUUCCUGGAGGCCGACUUCAUCCCCUUCGCGGUGCUCAACAUGAUGAUGGGCGGCGGCGGCUCCUUCUCGGCCGGCGGGCCCGGCAAGGGCAUGUUCACGCGGCUCUACCUCAACGUGCUCAACCGGCACCACUGGAUGUACAACGCCACCGCCUACCACCACAGCUAUGAGGACACGGGGCUCCUGUGCAUCCACGCCAGCGCCGACCCCAGACAGGUGAAAGAAAUGGUGGAGAUCAUCACCAAGGAGUUCAUCUUAAUGGGCGGGACCGUGGAUGUGGUGGAGCUGGAGCGGGCCAAGACGCAGCUCAUGUCCAUGCUCAUGAUGAACCUGGAGGCCCGGCCCGUGAUCUUCGAGGGCGUGGGCCGGCAGGUGCUGGCCACCCGCUCCAGGAAGCUGCCCCACGAGCUGUGCGCGUUAAUCCACGACGUGAGGCCGGAGGACAUCAAGCGCGUGGCUUCCAAGAUGCUGCGCGGGAAGCCGGCCGUGGCCGCCCUGGGGGACCCGAGUGACCUGCCCAGCUACGAGCACAUCCAGGCGGCGCUGUCCAGCAGAGAUGGGCGCCUGCCCCGGACCUACCGGCUCUUCCGGUAG